GAAAAAUGGCGGACGAAGCAUAAACUAAAAUUUGUUUGGAAAAUCGUCGAUUAUUCUUCCUCAAAAUGUACGCGGCACCAUGUAGCCCGUCUUCUUCUAUAUUCAGUGAAAUGCUGGAACUCAAUGCAGCAAGAAAUAGCAGCAAACGGGACUAUUCAGAGGAGGAACAAUUAUCUGUUGGAAGUAGUUAUGAUGCUGCUAAAAGUUCACCAGUAUUUUUUGGUCGCUACGGACAAAAACUUUCCGAUUCUGUUGCUGAAAUUCGCGAAGGAGAAGAUGGCACGUCGACAAGAUCCUCAAUGUUUCCCGAAUUUGAUGCCUCCAUCAAUCAUCCCGCAACUUUUGGUUAUGUUUUGUUGGAUAGAAAACCAGUUGCGCCUCCAAAACAAGAAUCUGUACCUUUACCUCAUCCCAAAGAAUGCAGUCCCAGAGAAUACCUAGAUGCUUAUAUGUUUCCAGUUCUUUUACCAGCAAUUGAGCAAAUGCUGAUAGCUGCCAAAGAGAACAAAGUGUUUGAGAGGAGAAGAACAAAGUUUAAUGCAUGUGAUUUUUUGACGGAGUUCUUGUUCAGGAACAAUCCCAGAUACAAGGAUAGAUCUAAUGUAGUACUGGAAGACAUUCCUUUUGUGCAAACAAUACUGGCAGAGAAUCCUCGCCCUCCUUUACCAUUGUCUUUGCUUCUCAGCGAUGAGGAGGCCGCGAUCAUCAUUCAGUCAUUCUUCAGAGGAUAUCUGGUGCGCAAACAUCCAGAGGUUCAAGAGUUAAGAGAGUACCAGAAAGAAAUGAGAAAUGAAGCUGUCGACAUUUUCUUAAAAGUGGAAGACUUCUGGAAGAAGCAUCCAGUGGAGGAUGGAGACGAAGAAGAAAAGAAAGCUGAUUAAUUAUUUCUUCGAUAUUUUUGUACAGAACAAGAUACCUUUACAAAGAGCAGUUCUUAUGAAGGGAAAUAUUUAUUUCGCCAUCGAACUUGUUCGUUGCAAGUGCCAAAACGAUGAAAAUAUGAACUACCUGAUACUGUAAUUUUAUACGGUUACCACCCAUAGUAGUAACUUGAAAGAAAAAGUCAGUUUGUUGUUGUGAAUAAGUGAUCUUUAAAUAUAAAUCGACCCUAAGAAGCUUUGAUCUUGAAACGUACUCUUCUUGUUAGUGGAAGAGAGAAUGUAGGACAAAGAUUAUGGAUAUUGAUGUUAGGGUGUAAGGAGUUAAACCAGAUUCGAGGGCCGCUCUUUUAGUCAGAGUUCAUAAUAUAGUUUGUUUCUUGCCAAUUUAAUUCGAUAGUUUGUUGAAAUUAAAGCCGGUCUAAAAUAUGA
Molecule: messenger RNA, 1310 nt
Organism: Pocillopora verrucosa
Lineage: Eukaryota; Metazoa; Cnidaria; Anthozoa; Scleractinia; Pocilloporidae
Product: IQ domain-containing protein K-like
Molecular function (GO): protein binding
Source: RefSeq, a predicted model, not a curated record